AUCUGGUUUAACAAGGUGUGAAGCUGAACUCUGUGACAGUGUGAGCAGUGUGAGAGUGUCAGUAGAUGAUCAGCAGAGGAAAGUGAAGCUGCUGUGAGCUGAUGUCCUGAAGGGCUUUUAAAGAGUCUCUGAGUUUGACAGGAACAUGAAGAUGUUUGUGGUGUUUGUGAUCCUCCUGCACGGUAAGUACACCUUCCUCUCUCUGCUCUCAUCAUCAUCUCUCUCUCUUUAAUGUGUUGAAGUGCAGCAGGAGGAGAUUUCCAUCAAACACUGGAUUCUGAUUCAGAUCAAACUAACAAUCCAAAGCAGCAACUUUCAAAUCAACUGGAUUCUUCUUGGUGGCUUUCAGAUGAGCUCAUGUUUACAAUCAGCUGCUGUGUGUGUGUGUGUUUGCUUCCUGUGUUUGUUGUACUGUCCUAUGAAUAAAUCAGAUUCCUGGAAACGUGCAAACUGUUAGUUUGUUUUGCUUAAGUUUGUAUUUGUACUACGACUGCUGUGUGUUGUUGUGUAGCUCUGUGCCUCCCAUCGUCUGUGGACAUUAAUAUUCUCAUGAGUGGAUCAGAAAGUCUAGUAAACUGUGAUUAUUAUUUUUUUACAAUAGUUUGAAUACAAUUACAGUAUCAGGUGUUUAUUUUGUGUAGGUUUGUACUUGUACUGCAAUGCUACAACAGUGUAUUUCAAGCAUUUAUAAACAACUUAACGUGUUCAUCACUUUAGCAUUUCCAGCGUUUUAAUCUUAGAUCUGUAGUUUAUAAUAAUAUCUCUUAGUUUUGAUGUUAUGUGAGUCUUAGAGUACUGCACAGAUGUGUGAUGAGGUCACACUUUAAGAGUUUGUUCUAUAAUUUCUUUGACCACCAGAGUCUCUGAUUAAAUCUGGUUUUUCAUGGAGAGACUAACUUUAAAAGUUGUCUCUUUCAUGCCUGCAGAUAAAUGUCAGUACGGUGCAAAACUGAAAGCAAGCAGUUAAUUUGUGUUUCUGUUUGUGUGUUCAUCACAGUUUCCCAGCAUGCCCUGGCUCUGGUGGUGGAGGUGAAUGAGGGGAAGAAUAUGUCCUGCUGCCCUGUCAGUACUCCGGGUAUCAUACCUGAGACAAAUCCCACUGUGACGUGGACUCGCAACGAUCUUGAUCUGAAAUCUGUUCACCUACGAGGAGAAGGAGGAGAUGAUCUUACAGGACAAAACCAGCGUUACAGCAGACGCACAUCAGUGAGGUCUGACGCUCUGGACACUGGAGACUUCAGCCUCACUCUGAGAAAACCAACAAAGACUGACAGCAGCAACUACAGCUGCUCCAUCAGCGAUGGAAGAGAGGAACAGAGAGUCAUAGACAUCCAGCUGAAGGUCAAAGACCAGCAGGUGAUUGUGAAGGUGGUAGAAGGAUCGGAGUCUGCCAUCUUGCCCUGCAAAACGACAGCUGACCUUUCACAGGAUGCCACAGUUGAGUGGACUCGCUCUGAUGUAGACUUCAUGUUGGUCCACGUGUACUCAAAGACACGUAACACCAUCAGGGAACAGGAUGGCUUUUACAGAGUCCGAACGAUGAUGAAUGAAGACCCGCUGAGAACUGGAGAUCUCAGUCUGACCCUGAAACACCCCACAGAUGGAGACAGUGGAGGAUACAUCUGCACCAUCUACAGGGACAAAGACAUCCUGAGACAGAAAGUAGUGCUCCAGGUCAAAGAACGAUCUUGGGCCAAAGCUCUCCUGGUUCUCCUGGUUCUUCUUGUGGUUUCUGGAGGACUUUUAUUUUAUUUCCGGCACUUUUUCAUGUCAGUUUACCAGGUGAUGGUGGAUUCAGGGGCAGAGUCUGUCCAGCUGCCUUGCAAAACGACAGCUCACUUGCCUCAAGAUGCUAAAGUUGAGUGGAUGGACAAAUACGACAGUAAAGUCCACGUGUAUGAGAACGGCUCGGACCAGCCUGAAGAACAGCAUCAGGAUUACAGAGACCGAACGAAGAUGAAUGAAGACCUGCUGAUAACCGGAGACCUCAGUCUGACCCUGAAACACCCCACAGACAGAGACACUGACACCUACACCUGCACCGUCUACAACAGGGAGGGAAACAUGCUGAUGAAGAAACAAGUGGAGCUGAAAGUCAGAGACAGCGAUGAGAUAGAUUCACCAGGGGUAACAGGGAACAACCACCCUGAAGACCUCAGUCUGACCCUGAAACACCCCACAGAUGGAGACAACUCCACCUACACCUGCACCGUCUGCAGCAGGGAGGGAAACAUCCUCAAGAAACAAGUGGAGCUGAAAUUCAGAGUCUGUCAGGUGGAGGUAGAGGAGGGGGUGGAGUCUGUCAAGUUGCCCUUCAAAACGACAGAAAACCUGCCUGAAGAUGCUGUAGUGGUAUGGAGGGACAGUGAUGACAGGAAGGUCCAUGUGUAUAAGAACGGCUCUGACCAGCCUGAAGAACAGCACCACGAUUACAGAGACCGAACGAAGAUGAAUGAAGACCUGCUAAGAACUGGAGACCUCAGUCUGACUCUGAAACAGCCCACAGAGAGAGACAGUGGAGUGUAUAAGUGUAUGGUCAACAGCAGCAGUAUCAUCCAAUACAAAAUAAUCCCGCUGAAAGUCAAAGGGAGAGUUCAGGUCCAGGAUCAAACAGGGGACAUCAGGAACAGAAGCAGCUCCAUUGAUCCGACUCCUCUGAUGGCUGAUCAAUCAGUUUGAUCUGUGUGUUCUUU
This is a messenger RNA of Pelmatolapia mariae (spotted tilapia), 2693 nucleotides long. RefSeq lists its product as uncharacterized. Gene Ontology annotation, biological process: cell surface receptor signaling pathway; immune response; cellular response to lipopolysaccharide. Gene Ontology annotation, cellular component: external side of plasma membrane. Lineage: Eukaryota; Metazoa; Chordata; Actinopteri; Cichliformes; Cichlidae. The record is from RefSeq and is a predicted model, not a curated record. The transcript is spliced from 7 exons. The coding region runs from base 931 to 2679 and encodes 582 amino acids.